Gadus chalcogrammus (walleye pollock) is the source of this 726-nucleotide messenger RNA. RefSeq names its product ras-related protein Rab-37-like. NCBI's taxonomy places the organism in Eukaryota, Metazoa, Chordata, Actinopteri, Gadiformes, Gadidae. Bases 1 to 726 code for a protein of 241 amino acids. The record is from RefSeq and is a predicted model, not a curated record. Gene Ontology annotation, molecular function: GTPase activity; GTP binding. Gene Ontology annotation, cellular component: endosome; Golgi apparatus. The transcript is spliced from 9 exons.
AUGGAGAGGAUGGAAUCCAUGGAGCCCAUCUCGGCGCUCUACACGACGGAUUACCCCGAGAUCCACCCGGAGGAGAGCUGUCGCUCCGCCGGCAGCCCGCUGGGCUCUCCGUCCGCGCCGUCCUACAACGAGGAUCUGAUGCACAAGACCAUCCUGGUGGGGGACAGUGGCGUGGGGAAGACGUCCCUGCUGGUCCAGUUCGAUCAGGGGAAGUUCAUCCCUGGGUCCUUCUCCGCCACCGUGGGCAUCGGCUUCACGAAUAAAGAGGUGACUGUAGACAACGUGAAGGUGAAACUACAGAUCUGGGACACUGCAGGACAGGAGCGGUUCCGGAGUGUAACUCACGCGUACUACCGUGACGCCCAGGCCCUCCUCCUACUCUAUGACAUCACCAGCAAGACAUCCUUCGACAACAUCAGGGCCUGGUUAACAGAGAUCCAUGAGUAUGCACAGAGGGACAUAGUCAUCAUGUUGCUGGGCAACAAGGCUGACAUGGCCGGUGAAAGGGCGAUCAGGAGGGUGGAGGGAGAAAACCUUGCCAGGGAGUACUGUGUUCCCUUCAUGGAGACUAGUGCAAAGACCGGAGUGAAUGUGGAGAUGGCUUUCAUUUCAGUGGCCAAGGAACUGAAACGCAGAUCGGUGCGGCGCCCGGACGAGCUAACCUUCCAGAUCCACCAGUACGUCGAGGCAGAGGAGCCGAAGCUUACCUGCUGCAGCUACUUCUAG